Molecule: messenger RNA, 4768 nt
Organism: Xyrauchen texanus (razorback sucker)
Lineage: Eukaryota; Metazoa; Chordata; Actinopteri; Cypriniformes; Catostomidae
Product: G-protein coupled receptor 61-like
Exons: 2
Coding region: 691-2088 (465 amino acids)
Biological process (GO): G protein-coupled receptor signaling pathway
Cellular component (GO): signaling receptor complex; plasma membrane; endosome
Molecular function (GO): G protein-coupled receptor activity
Source: RefSeq, a predicted model, not a curated record
CACAUGUUGAUGUGUGUUUGUGUGGAUGUGUGUGUGUGUGUGUGUGUGUGUGUGUGUGUGUGUGUCAGAAAGGGGCGAGAGCGUGUUUAGACAUUGCUUAUGUUAUCUCCUCGUCUUCUCUCCUGCGUGGACACCAGCUUUACCUGGACAAGCUGGCUGCCUGAAGCAUAGCUAACGGGGGAGGGGGAGCGACCUGUGUGUGUGUGUGUGUGUGUGUGUAUAUACAUGCGUGUGGGCGGGUGAAAGGGUGAGGGGCGGAGAGAUGAAAGGGCCAGGUGAGGAGGGAAGUCGGGUACCUCUCUCUUACAUUCUGGUGCUCUCUCUCCCCCUCUUUUUAUCCUUCGCUCACUGGCACGCGACACUAACCCCGGACGCUUGAGAGGAGAUCCUCCUGCUGGACCUUUCUACUACAACAAGCAUCUGUAGCUUCAGUUCCAUCAUGUCUCAUUUGGAGCUGCUGGAAUUUGAGCAAGAUGGACUUCCAUGGACUUUAGAAGUGAAUAUUUGUAAAUGAAACCGGAUGUUGUGAUUCUAAGAGUGCAACCAAUCGCUUCAGCUCUACCACCAUGCCGCAACACCGCCAGAACUCUACCGUCGAGCUUUGCUCCUGGAUCUGAUUCUUCAGCAGGGGAGGAUGGGUUAUAGUCCCAUGAGAAUCACCUCCACCCACAAUCCUCAUUCCAUCCUCUCAUGGAGCUUACAACUGCUUAUAACACACUGUGGAACAUCACCCAUGCCACCUCUUGGCAUCCGAACGUGACCCAGCCCAACACCUCAGGACUGAGUGACCCCAGAGAUAGACACCUGCUCCAGACAUUUGCCCUGUGCGCUAUGCUCUUGAUGGACAUAUUGGCUGUAGUGGGCAACUUAGCCAUCAUGACAGUCAUUGCUCGGACACCUCGACUGCGUAAAUUUGUGUUUGUCUUCCAUCUUUGCCUGGUGGAUCUCAUUGCAGCUCUGGUGUUGAUGCCUCUAGGUAUGCUGUCAGGGCAGGGCUUUUUUAACGAGGCUCUGUGUCAGGGUUACCUGUGCCUCAGUGUGGGACUAAUCAGUGCUGCUAUCCUCACUAUCUCAGCCAUCAACGUAGAGAGGUACUACUAUGUUGUUCAUCCCAUGCGCUAUGAGGUGAAAAUGACUGCAGGCCUGGUGGUUUCAGUCUUAAUUGGAAUAUGGAUCAAAGCCACCCUUAUGUCUGCAUUCCCUUUACUCGGCUGGUCGCUUGAAAGAGAGGAGACAGGACCAGUGCUGGGGAAAGUUAUGGGCAAAAUCACUGUACCAAAGUGGUGCUCGCUCCACUGGAUGGACGGAGGGCCCCAGUGGCUGGUGUUUAUGGUCCUUUUUACCCUUAUGUACUUCCUGUGUCCAGUUCUUGUUAUCUUUGUGGUCUACUGCAACAUGUUUAAGGUGGCCAGAGUGGCUGCCAUGCAACAAGGCCCAGUGCCCACGUGGAUGGAAACUCCUCGGCCACGUUCUGAAUCUCUGAGCAGCCGUUCAAGCAUGGCAGCCAGCCUUAGCAGAGCUCACACCACCCCUCAGAGGACUUUCAGUGGGGGCAAGGCUGCAGUGGUACUGGUGGCCGUGGGAGGUCAGUUCCUUGGGUGCUGGCUACCUUACUUCUCUUUCCACCUCUACUGCGCGGUUAUGCCGUCCCCUCUUGAAUCUCUCACACGCAUGGCUCAACUGGAGGACGUCUUCACCUGGAUUGGUUACUUUUGCUUCACCUCCAAUCCUUUUUUCUAUGGUUUUCUGAAUCGGCAGAUCCGGGAAGAGUUGGCCAGAAACCUGGCCUUCGUUUUCAAGUGGGGGCAUCCGGGUGAGGAGGAACAGCUGCCCAGCAGAGAGGCUUCUAUUGAGGAGAACUUUCUCCAGUUUCUUCAGGGCACAGGCUGCAAUAUGCGACCGAGGAAUUCCCAAAGCAUGUCCAUUCCUCAACAGGAGGAGGACAAUCCACUCUCCAGUCAGCUCCACAGGCCAUCUAUUGACUUCCACAUUCCUGGCCAGAUCAUGGAGGAGACCUCAGAGUUCAUAGAACACCAACACACAAAAGAUCUUAAUAUAUCAGACAAUUGUAUCAAGGCUAAUGCGUAACUGCAAGGUUGAUAUAUUCAGUUGUGAACUAUGUAUUUAAUUUAUCAUAUAUUGUUGCUACAUUUUGCUAAUCUUUUUUAUUCUCUCCCCAAUAAUUUGUCCAUAGCUUGUUUUAAAUGUUUGGUUUGUAGGUUUCUGUCACACUCAAAGAAUAUUUUCUCACAAGGAAAUAAGUUACAUUCCAGUUGUUGAACAAUGGUCUCAUUCCAGUGCAUUACCACUAGGUAGAAACUUAUUUAUGUAGAUACAGCAACAUUUGUCCAAACGAUGUAACAUGAAAGGAACAUUGUGAUGUGGAGUUUGCAUUCAAAAUGCAGUAUGAACCGCAAGUGAUUGAUGUAGCUAAUUUAAAGGCUCCAAAUAUUCAUAAAUCAGUAUAUGAUUGGUUAAUAAUUAAAUAUUAUUGUAUCAAACAAAUUUGGAUUUUGAACAAAAAUUGUGUAGUGGGUAGAUUCAAUUUAUUAUUUAUUUGUUGUUGCUCCUUCAAUGGCAAAAUGCAGUGCUGCUGUAAAAUUAUGGCUGUCUGCAAUGUCAUAUUUCAAAAAGUUUUGUUUUCCUUGAAAAUUCAUUAAAAACAUUUAAAUCUAUAAUUCUUCCCUAAGAAUUGCUGUUGAGAACUCCAAAUGCAUAUCUUUAUUCUGGUCAUCCGCAAAAAUGAAGUACAUGGAAAAGAACCAAAUUGAACAACUGAAAGAAGCCUUAACAGAUUGUGAUAUAAUCCUGAAAUUGCUGCGAGUUUAUCAAGAUGCACAUUUAAAUGGCAUGCCUUUCUAAUCAGCCAUGCAGAUACAAUCUUGGGUUGAAAAACACUGAAGUGUGUUUACAGAGUGUAAAAACUGCCUUUGUGUAUUCAGUCACAUUUUCUACACCUUGUGACAUGGAGAUGGCGGCUUCUACCCCAGGGCCUCUGGCUUGCUGAGGCACCUGAUCCACAGAAUGGUGGGGGGAAUCAGAUAGUCUCUAAAAAAAGGGUAACAGUCUGCAAUCAGCUGAAAACAUGUGCCACUACCGAUGUCCUUCAUGACUUUGUUCACAUUUAUUUGAUUCGCAAUGUUGCUUUUAUUUGUUCUGAUUAUUUAUUUUCAUUGAUAUGUGAAGAAGACUGUACAAUACCUGCAGAAUGUUUGACUCCUCCCUUUUCUUUAAAAAAAGCUAAAAAUCUGGGUUCCAGUAAGGCACUUAAAUAGAAGUGAAUGGGGCCAAUCAGUAAACCUUAAAAUAUUUUUUAUUUCAAAAGUAUAGCCACAAGACAUAAACAUCAUGCAUGUUAACAUGAUUUUAGUGUGAUAACACAGAAAAGUUAGUAAGCAAUUGUAAGUUAUAGACAGUCUUACAACUUCUUAAUCAACUUAAUCAUUAUUAUAGUUUUAGUAGUUUUAGCAGGUUUUUUGUAAAAUUAUAUGCUUCAAGUUUCUGCCUUUUAAACCAUCUAAAAAUUGGCCCCAUUCACUUCCACUGUAAGCGCCUAACAUCGAUUUUUGCGAUCUUUUUUUUUAAAUGAAUGGAUGAAUGAGUCAAAGUAAAUUUUUGUUGUAAUCAAUUCAAUAUUAUUCCACAAAUGCUGUCAAUUGAGCUUAACUUGUAAUGCACCAGGAGCAUUCCUUUAAUGAUGCUUUUCAGACAGCAAUUAAGAGGAUCCCAGAAAGGAUUUAGAAUUUUAUAUAUCAACCAAAAAAGUAUCAUAUCUUUUUAUACAUGAUAUUAUGGACAUACCAGCAUAUUUUGGACAUGUAUUUUGGUAAUAAUUCCAGAUAAUAAGUGCCCUAGAGUUCCAUGUAAAUAACAUGGUAUAUGGUAAUAAGUGGCAUAACUACAGAUAGGUUAAAGAGGCCAGCCGAAUCAAUCUAGCAUAGUAGUGACAAAAUAAUUUUUGGGAUGGAAGGGAUAAGGUCAAAAGCCAAUUUAAUAUCCUUCAUAACAUUACUGUGACCAGAGAUAAAUUCCAAUUCUCUGUCAUAGAAUAAUUACAUAAUUCAAUACAGUCUUCUGCAUUAUUAAACAAAGCUGUGUUGUCUCUUAGUUGUUCUUGUGAUACAGAAAGACUCAACUCACUGUAAAUGGCUUUUUGUUUGUGGGCAAAUCCAGCAUUCUGUCCAUUGCAAGAGAAGUCUUGAGUGCUUUUCCAUAAGCAGAAUCAGCCUUUUGUGGCCACAGCAUACAAUCAUACUGUAAAGUUAAUAUAACAUAACCAACAUGUGUGGUUAAUAUUGUCCUCCUUUUACUUGUGGAGGAAAACACCUCUUCACACUUUGUUUUAAAGUUAUCAAACAUAAAAGCAGUUUCAUUGUACUUGUGUCUUCUUUCCCAAACAUGUUUUACCUAUUUCUUUAUCUUAGCCAUCUUAAAUCACAUGACCUAGAUGCAAAGAACUCAACAUCUAGAAUUGUGUAGUGGGGAGAUUUUUGAGAUUUUGAAGUGUUUGUAUAGGCAUAAUAUUUUCAAUGUAAUGGCAUUAGUGGUGACUGCUGUUUUGAUAAAAAAAGAAGAAAGAAAAAACAAUAGGAAAGAGUCCAUUAAAUAUUAAAAAGAAACUGAAAAUUCUCAAGUUAAAUAAUUUGAUGACACUGUUCAUUUGAAAGAUAAUAUAAUUUUAUUAACCAUAUCCUUUUUAUUUACAGGUAUUUAAAUACUGCAACCUAAAAAUCAGCAACAUUAUUUAUUUGUCACUUAUAUGUGUAUA